CACUAUUAGUGAAAUCAGUCUUCAUUCUUCAAGAUUGAAGUCCACAAACUUGAUCUUAACAAUUCUUCCUCUUUUUCAUUUUCUCUGAGACCAUAGAGUCACAGAACCUUUGGAGCAAUUAUUAAUCUCUCUGUAGCGACUCUCAUCAUUAAUAGAAGUUUGAGUGUACUUCCAACGACAGCUGAUUGACAUGGAGAACGUCGAGAAAACUACUUCCCUUGCAACUCUUUCCACUCAAUGCAAUCCUCCAUCUAAUAAUGAGGAAUUUGUGGGCUUUGAGGAGGAUAUAAAACAGAUAAUUCAGAAAUUGACUGGAGGAACAAAAGAACGGAACAUUAUCUCGAUUGUUGGAAUGGCUGGACUAGGUGAAAAGCGCGGCAUCAAAGGGGAUGAGGACGCCGCUGAUGCGUAGAAGAAGGCACAAUUUGGCAAUAGAUACCUCAUCGUUUUGGAUGAUAUAUGGAACUAUGAGGCAUGGGAAGAUUUGCAAUUAUCUUUCCCUAGUGUGGAAUAAGGAAGUAGAAUAAUGGUAACAACUCGAGAUGAAAAGGUGGCAAAGCUGUACACUGAUCCUUAUUUUCUUCGAUUCCUAAUGGAUGAAGAGAGUUGGGAAUUAUUGCAAAAGAAAGUAUUUAAAUGUGAGCGCUGUCCGUCGGAGCUACAGGAGGCAGGACUUGAAGUUGCCAGAAACUGUAAAGGACUGCCUCUUGUGCUUGUCUUGAAUGCUGGAAUUAUCGCACAAAAGGAAAGGCAAGUCUCUGUGUGGCAAGAUUUUGCAAAGGAUUUAAGUUCGCAUGGUUUAGAAGAGCAGAGUAUGAAAGCGGUUCAAUUAGGUUAUGACUAUUUAGGGGAAGCAUUGCCUUCUUCACAUUGGAUACUUCCCCGAAGACUGUAACAUUCCGGUUUCUGAUUUGCUAAAGUUAUGGAUAGCUGAAGAGUUUGUGCACAACAUUGACACGGAGAACUUAGAGAAAUCAUCCAAAGAUUGCUUGAGUGAUCUAGUCAAUCGAAGCCUUAUAAUGGUUUCUAAAAGGAGAUCUAAUGGUGAUAUAAAAUACUGCAUGGUUCAUGAUCUAGUGCGUGGGUUUUGCUCAAGUAAACUUAAAGAAGAAGAGUUUAAACAGCGCGUUGUGCCCUACAACUCAUCCCAACCUUCAUAUCCAAGCGAUCCUUGGUUAUGCAUGUAUCUCCAUGACAAACUUGUUAACCAAUUGGAGCUGCAUGGAUAUUCAGUGGAUGAGAUUCCAAUGGUGAGCUCCAAAGAAAAGGAGUCUCUAGAGUUUAUCGCUCAUCCGCGAUUCUAUUCAUCAAGAUGUAUGGAUCUUUUCUCUUUACUUAUUAAUUUGAGGCUUAUUAGGGUGUUGCCUUUGUUGGAUAUCAAUUUGGAAAGUGCUUGGGAAUUUCAAAGUUCUCCGGCUUCCAAACUAGAAAAACUCAGUCACUUGAAAUACCUUGCAAUUUUUGACAAAAAAUUUGAUUUCAAGUGGGUUUCACACAUGCGUGAUCUACAAACUUUACCUGUCCGGUCACAUCAGCAUAUAAAGACAUCACCGGAUAUUUGGAAAAUGAAGAAGCUAAGGCAUGUGGAUAUUAGUGAAUUUUCCUUUAUUUGGGAAGACAGUGAUCAAGAAGAAUCUUCACAAACUGUGUUAGAUAACUUAAAGACUUUUGGCAAGUGUCGUGUAUCUGUGGCUGAUAUGAAUCGGAAGUUCUGGUGGAGGUUUCCGAACCUCGAAGAACUCAGACUCUCCAUUGUUAAUUUUCAUGGCAUGCCCGAUCAUUCUCUGUUUCCUACACCGGAAAUUCAUAACCAGCUUCAAUCUCUUGAAAUAAGUUUCCCGAUUGGAUUCUCCAAAUCAAUUGGAUGGUUUAAAUCAGUCUUCCCUUUGAACCUGAAGGUUUUAUGACUUGCUGGCAUCUCACUAACAGAAGAAAUAGUUUCAAGUAUCGCAGCACUGGAAAAACUUGAGUCUCUCAAGUUUUUCUUUAUACACUUUACCUGUAAUCCGCAAUGGGACGUCACAGAUCAUGAGUUCAAAGCACUGAAAUACUUGAAAUUAGAGCAAGUGGAUAUGAAUCAAUGGAAGUCAUCAGAGACAUCGUUUCCCGUGCUUGAGAAACUAGUCAUAAAAGAUUGUGAACAGCUUGAGGAGAUUCCUUCUAGCUUUGCGGAUAUUCUAGCACUAAAAUUGAUUAAAGUGAUCAACUGUAGUGACUCAGUCAGGAAUUCAGCAUGGGAAAUUAAAGAAGAGGUAGAAAACAACCAAGCAAGUGACAGACUCCAAGUUCAUAUCCCGAAGAAUUACUAAAGAUGGUAAGUGAUUUCAUUAUAAUGAAACAUGCAAGAAGAAAAAGUUUCUUUAUCGACUUGCAUGCUAAUUAGCACUCGUCCUCUUUAACUGAUAGUAUGUUUAAAUUAAACAAAAUUUUGAAUGGAUUAUGGCUUGUGCAA
Molecule: messenger RNA, 2452 nt
Organism: Lycium ferocissimum
Lineage: Eukaryota; Viridiplantae; Streptophyta; Magnoliopsida; Solanales; Solanaceae
Exons: 3
Coding region: 1020-1907 (295 amino acids)
Biological process (GO): defense response to other organism
Source: RefSeq, a predicted model, not a curated record